AUGGAUUCAGCCGGUAGAGUAGAUGUGACUGUUGUACAGCAGUUCACUGUUAAGAAAGACAAACAGUCAACAGGCUCUGAAGAAUCGGUACCAAAGUUCCUGAUUAUAGUGCAAAUUGCCCUGACGAAGAGCUUCAGGCUCGAUAUGCGUUGGCUUGUGACAGGAAACUUUGGGACUGAAUCUGAAAAAUAUCCCACCAAGAGUAUGUCUAAAGCCAACAAGAGUUCUGUGGCGCAGUUCCUUCUGCUGGGGUUCCAUGAAGUGGAAGACUUCCAGAUUCCAGUUUUCUUGGUUCUCAUGGUGGCAUAUGUUACAACCAUGGCUGGAAAUGGUUUCAUAAUUAUAUUGGUAUCAAUGAGGAACCAGUUAUAUUCCCCCAUGUACUACUUCCUAGGUCAUCUUUCUGCUUGUGAUAUUCUAAUAAGCACAAAUGUCACCCCUAAAGCAUUGCAGGUUGUCCUAGCAGAAUGUUUUCUCCUUACUGUGAUGUCCUAUGACCGAUACUUGGCUAUUUGCGACCCGCUGCACUAUGCCUCCAUCAUGAACAACAGGCUUCCUCAUUAUAUGACGGCUUUGUCUUGGGGGAUUGGUUUUAUUAUUGCUCUGAUAAAUUAUUUUAUUUUAAUGGAGAUUAACUUUUGUGGUCCAAAUAUCAUCGAUCAUUACUUUUGUGAUCUACCUCCUCUCUUGGAGCUUUCAUGUUCAGACACAUCACUUAUGGAAAAUGCAAUCUCUUCAAUGACCAUAGUUGGUCUUCUCCAGCUGUGUUUUGUCAUAGUAACAUACAUCUGCAUCUCCAUCUCUAUUACCCGGAUAUCUUCCUCUAUUGGUAGGCAGAAGGCAUUCUCAACUUGUAGCUCCCACUUGACUGUGGUCUGUAUGUAUUAUGGGACCUUAAUAUCCAUAAAUAUAACUCCAUCAAGAGGUUACUCCCUGAAUUUGAAGAAAUAUUUAUCUCUGCUAAACACUGUAUUGACUCCACUGUUGAACCCCUUGAUCUACUCUCUAAGGAACAAUGACAUCAAGAUAGCCAUUGGCAGAAUGAGGUCCACAAGAGUUGCUCUGAGAAUUCAUUGA
Messenger RNA from Pseudophryne corroboree (corroboree frog), 1077 nucleotides. Its product is annotated as olfactory receptor 10A3-like. Gene Ontology annotation, cellular component: membrane. The record is from RefSeq and is a predicted model, not a curated record. The coding region runs from base 1 to 1077 and encodes 358 amino acids. NCBI's taxonomy places the organism in Eukaryota, Metazoa, Chordata, Amphibia, Anura, Myobatrachidae. Gene Ontology annotation, molecular function: olfactory receptor activity; G protein-coupled receptor activity; odorant binding. Gene Ontology annotation, biological process: G protein-coupled receptor signaling pathway. The transcript has 4 exons.